Diaporthe batatas is the source of this 1795-nucleotide messenger RNA. RefSeq lists its product as uncharacterized. NCBI's taxonomy places the organism in Eukaryota, Fungi, Ascomycota, Sordariomycetes, Diaporthales, Diaporthaceae. Gene Ontology annotation, biological process: pectin catabolic process. The record is from RefSeq and is a predicted model, not a curated record. The transcript has a single exon. Gene Ontology annotation, cellular component: extracellular region. The coding region runs from base 532 to 1647 and encodes 371 amino acids. Gene Ontology annotation, molecular function: polygalacturonase activity.
AACCUGUUUUCCCGUGUGCUGAAGAUGCGUGUUGGGCCUCACAUAAUCUCGAGUGUUCCUAUCUUCCCCUUCCCCUGGGCGCAUGGUCAAACGCCAAGAAACGUAUCCUGCUGCCCAUUCGCCCGGCUGCGUCUCCACGGCCCCGGAGAGAUGAACGAUUCCACCGCAGGGGAGGCUGCAGGGUGGGUGCCGGGCUCCACCCAGCGUGUGGGUCUCCAUCUCUCUCGGUGCAAGGCCGAGUGCCGUCCACGCAGCCUUCUGGAAAGUUUCUGGGUAAUUGUUUGUGGAUCACGGCGACUGUUCUAUGCGAGGGACGGCAGAUUCGGCACGCAUCCUCAAGGAUGCACACUCGAGGGGAUGAACUCGACUCUAGGUAUAAAGGUUUCGAAGGCCUCGUCUUCAAGGACAGUUCUGAUCUUACUCUGCAUCCGCUCACUCACAUUCAUUGACUGAACUCUACAGCACACAUUCUUUUCUAACCACCAACUUCUUCACUCUUUUUCAAACAACAAUCACUUAACAACCGCAAAAAUGGUUCUCAAGUCUGGUCUUAUCGCGGCUGCCCUGGCGGCAUCCGUCAUGGCAACGCCCACCCCCAUGGACGUUACCAAGCGUGCCUCCUGCACCUUCUCCGGCUCCAGCGGUGCCGCCGACGCCAUGAAGCAGCAGGCCUCUUGCUCCACCAUCACCCUCAAGGACAUCGUGGUCCCUGCCGGCACUACCCUGGACCUCACCAAGGUCAAGGACAACACCAAGAUCAUCUUCCAGGGUGAGACCACCUUCGGCUACAAGGAGUGGAAGGGUCCCCUCGUCUCCAUUGCCGGCACUGGCAUCACCGUCGAGGGUGCCUCCGGCUCCGUCCUGAACGGUUCUGGUGAGAAGUACUGGGACACCAAGGGCUCCAACGGUGGCAAGACCAAGCCCAAGUUCUUUGCUGCCCACAAGUUGGUCAACUCCAAGAUCAACAACAUCACCAUCAAGAACGCCCCGGUCCAGGUUGUCUCCAUCAACCAGUGCGACGGCCUCACCAUCAACCAGAUGACCAUUGACAACUCCCUCGGCGACUCCAAGGGUGGCCACAACACCGACGGCUUCGACAUUGGCGAGUCCAACAACAUCAACAUCAACGGCGCCAAGGUCUACAACCAGGACGACUGUGUCGCCAUCAACUCGGGCACCAACAUCAAGUUCGACUCCGGCCUCUGCUCCGGCGGCCACGGCCUGUCCAUCGGCUCCGUCGGCGGCCGCGACGUCAACACCGUCAGCGGCGUGACCUUCUCCAAGAGCACCGUCAAGAACUCGGACAACGGCAUCCGCAUCAAGGCCAAGAAGAACACCACCGGCAAGAUCUCCAGCAUCACCUACAGCGACAUCACCCUCGACAACAUCGCCAAGUACGGUGUCCUCGUCGAGCAGAACUACGACGGCGGCGACCUGCACGGAGACCCCACCAGCGGCCUGCCCAUCACCGGCGUCACCGUCAACGGCCUGCACGGCUCCGGCGCCAUCGCCUCCGGCGGCAAGAACAUGGCCAUCGUCUGUGGCUCCGGCGCCUGCUCCAACUGGACCUGGAAGGACGUCAAGGUCUCCGGCGGCAAGAAGUACGACUCCUGCAAGAACGUCCCCAGCGUUGUUGGCAGCUGCUAAAUCGGUGGUCUUGGGGUUUGCUGAUCACGCCCAACUUUUCGGGUGGUGCAUCUAGCUGGUGAGGUGUCUUUCUGUAUAUAAAUUAGCUUUAGAGUCGCUGGGCGUUUCGUUGUACAUACUUGGCAAAUGCUAUUCAGCUGUCCGAACA